AUUUUUGCUUGAUCCUCGCAGGAUAUUUUAUUUAUUGUACUGGGUUUUGAGUAGUACUCAGUAUUUGCGUGCAACCGAUAAGCGAACACGGUUAAAUUCGCAAUGUUUCUAUCAGUUUCGCAUACUUUCCUGGCAGUGUUGGUGCUUUUGCUCUCCGUUUGCUACAGAAGGAGCCGCAACAUCAAAGAGAAGCUAUGGUGGGUGCCGCUUAUUCCAGGCUAUCCAAUUUUAGGAAAUGCCCUAGAAUUUGCCGAUUCAACAAAAAUUUUGGAAAGGAUGAACCACUACGUGUUAAAGUACCAGGGAUAUUGCUAUUUUACGUUGCUUUUUCGGCCCUUGAUGUUGAUAUCAGAUGCGAAAUUUUGCGAAUGGUUGCUCUCUUCCACCACGAUUUUAACCAAAAGUAAGGACUACCAAUCCCUGUACAAUUGGUUGGAAGGUGGCAUGCUCAUUUCGAGUGGGCCCGAAUGGCGCAAAGCCCGAAAAAUCGUCACUCCCGCUUUCCAUUUCGCCAUUCUGGAACAAUUCGUCGAGGUGUUUGAAAAACCGACUGCAAUUUUGGUGGAUUGCUUGCGCAAGCAAUUGGACAAAGAUGCGGUUAACGUGCAUCCCCUAAUCGCCAAUUACACUCUGGAUAUUAUUUGUCAAACUGCCAUGGGAGUGGACUUGAAAGUGCAGGAAGAAUCUCAGAACGACUAUGUUGCUGCUGUUGAUGCAAUGUGUAAAACUGUAGUGGAAAGAGCCUUCAAUCCCCUAAAAUCCUUCGAUAUUAUUUAUCGACUAAGUCCGGAUUAUUAUCGGGAAAUGAGGAACGUUAAGUUGCUUCAUUCAGUCUCCAACACCGUUAUCCAGAAACGCAGGAAGGAGAUGGAAAGCGAAAAGAACAACGUGGAAAGUGUGAACGAGGAUGGAACUAAGAGGAAAAUGGCUUUUCUUGACUUGCUGCUGAAAAGUCGCGACGAACAUGGACAACCACUUUCACAGGACUUUAUUCGACGUGAAGUGGACACUUUUAUGUUUGCCGGCCACGAUACAACAGCUUCAGCCAUUAGCUUCGUCUUGUUCUGUUUAGCUAAUCAUCCAGACGUUCAAAAUCAGGUUCUAAAUGAAAUAAAAGAAGUCCGGGGCGAAGGACAGAAAAUUACGUAUAAAGAGCUGCAAGAAAUGAAGUAUCUGGAAAUGGUAAUCAAGGAAAGUAUGAGGCUGUACCCUUCGGUGCCCUUUUAUUCCCGCCAAACCACUGAAGAAGUUCUUUAUGAAGAUGGCAAAGUGAUUCCACAAGGAAUCACGUUGAUCAUAUCGGCAUACGCCAUCCAUCGGAAUCCACAUGUUUAUGAGCAACCGGACAAGUUCAUCCCUUCGCGAUUUUUCGAUUUGGAGAGCAAACCAUUCACUUAUUUGCCCUUCAGUGCCGGUCCAAGAAACUGUAUAGGGCAAAAAUUCGCCAUGUUAUUGAUGAAGUUUGCCUUGAUCAACAUGCUGUCCAACUUUGAGAUUUUGCCCUCAAAUCCACCCUGUGAAAUGGUUUUAUCAGCUGAGUCGGUGCUGAAGGCCCAUAAUGGGGUGAAUAUCCGCCUGAAGUCCAGGACUUAGUUGCCUAAGGAAUAGUUAAGCGAUAUUGUGACAGUAUUAGCAGGUUGUAUUAGUCUGGAGGAAAAAAAUAGAAUAAAUUGUUCUUAAACAUCAAAA
Dendroctonus ponderosae (mountain pine beetle) is the source of this 1689-nucleotide messenger RNA. RefSeq names its product probable cytochrome P450 4d14. The transcript has 8 exons. The coding region runs from base 103 to 1593 and encodes 496 amino acids. The record is from RefSeq and is a predicted model, not a curated record. NCBI's taxonomy places the organism in Eukaryota, Metazoa, Arthropoda, Insecta, Coleoptera, Curculionidae. Gene Ontology annotation, molecular function: iron ion binding; oxidoreductase activity, acting on paired donors, with incorporation or reduction of molecular oxygen; heme binding.